Molecule: messenger RNA, 1059 nt
Organism: Triticum turgidum subsp. durum (durum wheat)
Lineage: Eukaryota; Viridiplantae; Streptophyta; Magnoliopsida; Poales; Poaceae
Source: the annotation of a GenBank genome assembly
AUGGCUUCCAAGCUCUCGGUUGCUGUUCUUCUCCUCUGCGUCGGAGUGUGCGUGGCUCGCAACAGCGACUUCUCCAUCGUCGGCUACUCGGAGGAGGACCUGUCGUCGCACGACAGGCUCAUCGAGCUGUUCGAGAAGUGGCUGGCCAAGCACGAGAAGGCGUACGCGAGCUUCGAGGAGAAGCUGCACCGGUUCGAGGUGUUCAAGGACAACCUGAAGCUCAUCGACGAGAUCAACCGGGAGGUGACCAGCUACUGGCUGGGCCUCAACGAGUUCGCCGACCUCACCCAGGACGAGUUCAAGGCCGCCUACCUCGGCCUCAGCCCUCCUCCGGCUCGCCGGAGCAGCAGCCGGAGCUUCAGGUACGAGGACGUGGCAGCCCACGACUUGCCGAAGGCGGUGGACUGGAGGAAGAAGGGCGCGGUGACGGACGUGAAGAACCAGGGGCAGUGCGGCAGCUGCUGGGCCUUCUCGACGGUGGCGGCCGUGGAGGGGAUCAACGCCAUCGUGACGGGCAACCUGACGGCGCUGUCGGAGCAGGAGCUCAUCGACUGCAGCGUGGACGGCAACAGCGGCUGCAACGGCGGCAUGAUGGACUACGCCUUCUCCUACAUCGCCUCCAGUGGCGGGCUCCACACCGAGGAGGCCUACCCGUACCUCAUGGAGGAAGGCAGCUGCGGCGACGGCAAGAAGAGCGAGUCCGAGGCGGUGGUGUCGAUCAGCGGCUACGAGGACGUGCCGGCCAAGGACGAGCAGGCGCUGAUCAAGGCGCUCGCACACCAGCCCGUGUCCGUCGCCAUCGAGGCCUCGGGCAGGCACUUCCAGUUCUACAGCGGGGGGGUUUUCGACGGUCCGUGUGGCGCGCAGCUGGAUCACGGCGUGGCGGCGGUCGGGUACGGGUCGGACAAGGGCAAGGGGCACGACUACAUCAUCGUGAAGAACUCGUGGGGCGCCAAGUGGGGCGAGAAGGGGUACAUCAGGAUGAAGAGGGGCACCGGCAAGGGCGAGGGCCUCUGCGGCAUCAACAAGAUGGCCUCCUACCCAACCAAGGACAACUGA